GCGCGGGCGGAACACGGGCGGCUCGUAAAAAUCGCAUCGGAACGGUUCCGAAUCGUUUGCUUUUCUCCGCGCGACGGCAAUCAAUCUCUCGCGCUCCCGGAGCGCGUUUCGAGGCGACACGCCGGCUCGCGUCCGCCUUGCGGAAAACGCGAGCGACGGUGACCUUUACCUUCACCUUUGCGUCUUUACUUUUAGCUUUGCUUGUACCUGGCGGCGUUAACUUUAGCUUUAUCUUUACGCUUGUCUCCUCGGCGGCGGCGGCGGCUUCGACUCGGACCGGAAAUCGGGAACCGCGUCGCUCGCCGUUUUCCGCGGCGGUUCCUCCUCCGCACGUCGGAAUAAACGCGACGCGACGUUAUUAUUGUGUCGCGUAACGAGUGCGCCGAUAAUUCGUUUUAAUAUGCUUUCGCUAAUUGGACUUCGCAGAUCUGCCGACGAAAAAACUCUGCGUUUUUGGUGACCUUUCGCACGGCUAUCGAUUAUCGAACCUCGAACGGCGGGAGAAAACGUCGAACGGCCGCCGCGAGUGCCGAGAAACACGUCUCUCGGUUUCUCGACUGGUUAUCGCGGAAGGAGAGAGAGGAGGAGAACGCGAACUCGUCGCGGCCCGUCGCGGUUUUCCAUUCGCCGUUAAACCUUGAAUUCGCAUCGACGAUAAAUGGCCGCGAUAUCUCGCCGCCGCGGCGGACGCCGCGAGCCGCGUCGUUUAAACGGCGGUAUAUGUAGAUCGCGCGGAAUAUUUGAUCGGCUAAUAAUAAUAAUAAUAACGUUCGCCUUGUUUCACGCGCGACGUUGAAACGCCGUUACCCGCGGCGCCUCGUUUAUACGCGGAAACGUGUAGCCCCGUGCAAUAAAAAGCGGGCCGGUGAUUCAAUGCGCGGAAACUCGCGGCGAUUUCGAUGCGUCCUCGAGGAUCCACGUCGACGCACCACGUUUCCCAUCGAAUUAUGGAAAUGGUCGAACGAACGGUUAACCUCGUUUCGAUCUCGAGUGCGCCCCUCUCCCUCCCCCCUGCACGCGCGAGGCGAAUCGUUUAAACGACGAUUAUCGAUUACACAAACUUUCGAACCGACGGGAUCGGUCGUUGUCGCGUCGUCGCACGUCUUAACCUCGUCGUCCGAUCCGUCGCGAUGCUGUUCGAUUGAUCGACGAGCUGUCCGUUGUCCGUUGUCUGACGGCGUUGUUGUCCGACGGCGCGGCAUGAAUCGCGCGGAUAUCGGGACUCGUCGCGGCGACGGGUCCGCGCGCGACGAACGGACGCUGGACAGAGAAGAUCUGUUGAAUUACUUUAAGAAUUUAGAGAGAGCGUUUCGACGAGACGUCGGCGACGAAGGCGUCUCUAGACGGAAUCGUCGCUGGUCCGGGCACCCUGGAUACAUCGAGAAGGCACCUCGGCGACAUCUAAAGAAGAUUAUCGCGCCGACGGACUUUCGUGUACGCGAGGGUUGGUCCGAGGCGGACGUGGAACGACUCCGGGACGCGAAUUCUGGAUGCUGUCCGUCGCAGACGAAUCGAAGCGAAGGGAACGCGUCGGUCGUACCGUUGUUCGUCGCGGGAACGAAAGCGUUUUUUGGCGCGGUGAAAGAAAGAUCGACGGGGCGGUCGUCGAGUAUUGUUUUAAACGAUGAUUGUGGGGUGUUUGGAAUCGUGGACGAUCUGAAGAGUUCGGAGAUCCUGCGGUGCGAGGAAUUGUUGAACGAACGCUGCGAAAAGAGAUCGGGAGCGACGGCGUCGGCGAGAAACCACGUAACCGCGGGCCCGAACCUUGAAAACCGUCGCAAACGGGACCCCAGAAACGCGGGAGAACGAAUAAGGCCUUUGGAAGAUGGGACCGUGAAGGCAGAAGACCGAGAUCCGUGCAAACAACUUACAAACACUCGACGGGAACGAUUCGAUUGGUGGCGCGUAACAGAUAGCGAAGCAGCGGCGGAACAAUGCGUCGAGAGUGGUCGUCGCUGUGCCGCAAACGUCGACGUCGAGCGUCCACGGGAUCGAUACGGCAAUCGUGAUCGGAUCGUCGACGAGGCGACGGGAAAGAUCCGUUUGAAGGCGAGUCGAGCGGAGAGCCGCGAGCAAGCAACGCGUCCCGAAUACGCUUGCACGGGGGUGCAUCGGUUCGAUUCGCGUUCUCACCUGGAAAGGGUUCGGGAAACGGUGCACGCCAGCGAAUCGGACGCAACCUGUUGCAGCUGCGGCGUCUGUCGCGCGGCAUUUCGCCUCGAUUUCACCGCGAACGACGAUUCGACGGGGCAAUUAGAGACGCCGACGAGCUGUCGGAAGUGCGCGCCGAUAGCGGCGGUAACGCGGAACGCGGCCGCGCCGUCGAGAUCUCGUUUGUCGGAAUCGCGUUCGAAUCUUGGGGCCGCGAUCGCGUGCCGUCCAAACGAGCGACGUUUUUCGAAUCGCUGCCGCGACGGCCGAUCGUUUCGCGAACCGUUCGCCGUUCGGAAAAGGAACGAGAAGACGAUCGCGCCCGGGAAUUCGUUCGGCGAUUACCGCGGUCGCGAGCUCGUGAAACCGAUGAACAACGUCGGCAAGGCUCGUUCGAGGAAAGUGCUCGUUUAUCCGCCUCGCGGUCAAGCGGGUCCGCCGUUGACGCUUUACAAAAGCAGCUCGAACAUCGACUGCGUCGUAGACGGAAGUCCAAGGAACGGGUUCCGUUAUAGCGUCACCUACGUGCAAACGUUCCGCAGCUCGUUCUGGCGGUCCGACGAUCGCGACUGGUAGAAGGAUCUUCGACGAUACGAAUCGUCGCCGCGACGGUCCCCGGAAAUCUACGCGCUCCCUGGGAUCGAUAGCUCGUCUCGCCUCGUACCGGACAGCGUCGUGCCGCAGAAAGCGCCCGACGGUGGCGAGAAACAAGCAUUUUCUCGCUGAAAUCGUGAAUUCAAUUUCUGGUGCAACUUUUCGAUGUUUUAUGUUACGCGAUAUUAUCGACGUUACGGAAUUUAUUUUUUGAACAACGUUUCUAGGGGAGAAAUACGUGAAAUUGUACGAUUAAUUUGUGACUAAUGAACGGUAAAUUGUCGUCGAAUUAACCGCUUGCCGUGCUCUGAUGUGUCUAACUCGUCGUGAAAAUUUCUAACGAUAACUUUAAAUUGGAACAAAAUUCGAAUUUCUUGUCGUCGAUGUUUAAGCAGUCUGGUAAAAAUUUACUUCGACGAUGAGCAUCAAUUUUCUUUCGAUUAAUUGACCGACGCGCGCGAUUCGAACAAAUUAAUCGUGGGAAAAUCGGCGAUUGAUUUAAAUAUCGACGAUUCUAGAGAAUAGAAAUUUUCUCUCCUUUUUUGUCAGAAUUACAAAGAACGCGCUAUGGUUUCUUCGAUAGCCUAAACCGUAUACUUAUCGUCUGAAAUCGAUUUUCCGACCAAACUGAGCACUUUUUAUAAUCGCAACCCUUGCUUCGAGCGAUUCUGCUACGAAUGCUAUUAUAUCGUUGCUCGUCUUCGUCGCCGCUCGCAUAAUCGAAUUAAAUUUCUUUGAAUUCAAUUAAAAGAAAAAUUUAAUUUUCCUCCCUGAGUUCUACAUCCAAGUGUUUGUGUUUUAUACACCCUUGCGCGACUGCUUCGUUAUUAUUCUCUCGUUCUUGCAACAAAGGACUACUAUCCCGCCGAUCGAUAAAGUUAUUCAAACAAAUUAAUUAAAUUGCAAGUCUACGACACGGUAUGCUCGAACAAUUUAAUUUAUACAAUUGCCGAUUUCCUAUCACGAGCGAUCGGCGAGAUUUAUUUUAUCAGUCGAUUGAAUCAACAAGAUUUUUCGCCGGUUUAUCUUCCUCUAAUCAAAUAUCGACGAUUAUUUUCGUCGAUCUAUCGAAUCGAUCGCCAUUACUCCGGCGAUUUUUAAUCAAUUUUUAAUCAAUUUAACCAUUCGACGAUUAAAUUUCAGUAAUCGAUUAUAUCAAUCGUCAAUUUUAUGUCAAGGUUAAUCAUUUUAAUCGUAAGCAUUAAUCAAUUGAUCGAGCGACAAAUUUUGAUCGAUUCGUGACGAACUCUUAAUAAAUAUCCCUAUAAUGCAUAAUUUA
Molecule: messenger RNA, 4024 nt
Organism: Megalopta genalis
Lineage: Eukaryota; Metazoa; Arthropoda; Insecta; Hymenoptera; Halictidae
Source: RefSeq, a predicted model, not a curated record